Messenger RNA from Condylostylus longicornis, 954 nucleotides. RefSeq lists its product as uncharacterized. The coding region runs from base 1 to 954 and encodes 317 amino acids. The transcript has a single exon. Gene Ontology annotation, biological process: deoxyribonucleotide biosynthetic process. The record is from RefSeq and is a predicted model, not a curated record. Gene Ontology annotation, molecular function: ribonucleoside-diphosphate reductase activity, thioredoxin disulfide as acceptor. Gene Ontology annotation, cellular component: cytosol. Lineage: Eukaryota; Metazoa; Arthropoda; Insecta; Diptera; Dolichopodidae.
AUGUACAACUAUAAAGCAUAUAUAACAACUUUAUUAAAUUAUGGGACAGAUUCCAGUCAAACUCAUUUGGAAGCAUCCGGUUGGGAACUGGAUAAGCCUAAUGUUAAUGAUUCAAAUAAUUCCGGCUCUAAGUCUAGACAAAAGUUAUAUAGCAAUUCUGCAAUUGUAGAAUUAAUGGGGAAAUUGCAUGUGGAUUUCUUCAAUACACCAAAAUUACUUAUAAAUAACGUUGACAUUAGAAUAGCAUUAACAUUAGAAAAACAAGAUUUUUUUAUUUUUUUCAAUGAUACUGAUGAAAGUUAUCUGAAAAUUCUUGAAGCAACUUUAUAUAUGAAACAUUUGACAAUUAACCCAAACAUAUUGCUAGCACACAAUACAGUGCUUGAAAAAGCAAAUGCAAAAUAUCCGUAUAUUAGAAGUGAAAUUAAAACAUUUACCAUUCCGGCAAAUACAUCCAAUAUUUCAUUAGACAAUGUGUUUAUAGGACAGAUUCCAAAUGCUAUUGUAUUUUGCAUGGUAAGCAAUGAAAAUUUUAAUGGAAAUAGGUCAAAAAAUCCUUAUUAUUUUGAUCAUCAAAAUCUGACACAAUUUCAACUUUAUGUAAAUGGCGCACCAGUUCCCAAUUCACCAAUUGAAACAAGUUUCUCAACACACAAUUUCUGCAAUUCGAGGGCGUACUUAACGCUAUUCAGUGGAACAGGCAUACAUCAUUCUGACAAAGGUCAUCAAAUUUCAAAAGAGCUUUUUACAAAAGGAUACACAAUUCUUGCUUUCGAUUUAUCACCAGAUGGUUUGGGGACCGACACAUGUCAAGCACUCCUGAACCAAGGAGUUGUCAAAAUUGAAGCAAGACUUAGUUCUCCGUUAUCUUCAACAUUGACUUGCAUUGUUUUUGCUGAAUUUGAUGCAAGCAUAGAAAUUGACAAAAAUCGAAACGUCUACGUAAACAUAUAA